GUUAGCAAUGUAGAUGUUGCACAUUAGUCCAUAGGUCAACAGGCUAGGGAUAAGAACAAAGCAGCAGCAUAUUUUAGCUGAAACUAGGUGCAAGUUCACAACUGCGGGGCUGUCAGAUAAGGGUUGAAUGCCGAGAAAUGUUUUAAAUUUGAUUUGCUGCUUUAGAGGCUGCGUGGAGGCUGACUUGUGGAAUGGCGAGGGCGCUACGCUGUCCAGGAGGGCGCCCCGCGACCUGGAUCGACUGCAGGCUAUCGACAUUGUUGCCAAUGUGUCACUGACCGGAGAGGAAAAACUCAAGGCCCUCAGCAGCUAUUUUGGCGCCGCCUCUGUCAGCCUCGCCGUGUUGGCGGACGACGGUAUCCACUUUGUCAUCGUUGCAACAUCGCCCAGCGCCAGUCCCGCUGUCGAAUGCUUCCAGCCGGGUACUGUCAUCCCUGUAGCUGCCAAGUCUGCAUGGGCGCCGAAGGCGGCGAGCGGGUGCCCACUAGAUGUAACCGCGCAAGUUCACAGUGUUCCUAAUCGGGACGACACCGCAAACGAUGCCGCCGGCGCGCAAGCCCACAGCCCGGGAGUGCAGCAGCCCACGCCGCCGCUGGCUGGCAGCAGCUGCUUCGGCGACGCCCUUGGCGCCGCGUUUGCGAAGCUGUUGCAUGAACAAGUCGCCGUUCGUUCGGGCUUCGGCACGGCUCACAUGCCGCCGUCGCAGCAGCAGCAGCAGCAGCCGCAGGAGGGCCUCCGCCGACAGCGUGCUGGUGGCGAAAGCGGCGGCUGUAGCAGCACCAGCUUUGGUGAAGACAGCGGCGGCUGUAGCAGCAGGGACGAUGGCGGGCGCCUCCUGCUGGUGCCGCUGUGGUGGGCGCAGGAGCUGGCGGGGGCUCUCACAAUCAUCUGGGGCCCUCCGGCCGUAGCAACCGCCGCAGCCGCCGCAGCCACUCCCGUCAGGGAAGGGGCGGCGGCGGCGGCUACUGCUGCCGCCAGUGGCAAGUCAAAACGCGGCGGCGGUGGCAAAGUCAAGUCAGCUUUCCUCUCCUGGAGAAGCUCGGCAGUAUCGGGCGCCAACAGGUUUAGAAACGGGCAUGCCUUUCCUAGCGGCCCCGGCGGCAGCACCGGCAGCACGGAUGGCGGCGACGGCUGUGGCGUCGCCGCCGCCACGGGCGGCUCCACACCGAAACCGCCGCCUCCACCGGCGCACGAACAGGAGCAGCCAGCUGUGCUACUGCCUCGAGAGGUGGAGGAGCAGGAGGCGGCGGCGGCGGCACGCCUCCUGACUUUCUUCCUGUUCCGCUUUAGCCUAGAACGCGUGCCGCUGAUGCGAAGGGCAUGCGGCUUGGCAGCCGCGGUGUACCAGUGUGCGAGGGCUGGCUCUGGUGGUGGUGGCGGCGCCAGCGGCGGCAGUAGCAGCGGCUGUAGCAGCGGCAGCAGCUGCUGUGUGGGGGAGCUGCUGCGGGUUCUGAGCAGCGGGGCGGAGGCGCUUCUCAACGACCGGCACCAGCUUUGGCACACGCCGCAGCAGCUCUCAGUGAUGGCGGCCACAAUGCUGUUCCCGCACACGCCCUCGGCAGCAGGUGUGGGUGCUGCCGACAUCAGCGGUUGCAUUCAGCUGGUGCGACCGCGGCCUCGAGGGGUCCAGACCUCCGGCGGCGGCAACGCAGCCGCAGCGGGAGCGCCCCUGCAACCACCACCACAACAGCAGCAGCAACGUCAACGACAGCAGAAAAGCGCCAAGCCUGCGGCAGCAGCCACGGUCGCCUUCUUUCCUCUGGAGUCACACGCACUCGCCGCUGCUGCCACAGCAGCAGCAGCAGUGGCAGCGACCCCGCACACGGACUGGUGCUACAGCCCGCUGCUACUGCCCACGUGUUCACAGCCCGGCACGCCGCUGUCGGCAGUAGCAUGCAACCACCUGCUGCUGCCCCAGCGCCCAAGCUUCUCGACGCACCUGCAGCUACAGCUGCAGCAGCAGCUACAGCUGCAGCAGCAGCAGCAGCAGCAGCAGCAUGACAGCCGCCGCCUCACCGGCUGCCGCGGCUACAGCCACAUCCACAACCGUAGCGUCCAGAGCGUUGACCCGGAGCUGACGCUCUUGGGCCGGGCUGCUGCCGCCGCUGCUGCUACUGCCGCGCCUGCCACGGUGCUACUGCCGGACUGCGCCGCCGAGUUGAUGCGGGAGGAGGGCCACGUGCCCCUCGACGUGAUGAUGGGCGCACGGCGGCUGGCGGCGCCGCCGGCUGUAGCAGCCAGCGCCUCAUCGCAGGCUGUAGCAUCAGGCGCUUACCACGCCACUGGUGCUGGCGGCGGCGGCGGCGGCGCGGUGGGCUCCGCGGCGGCGGUGUGUGCAGCGCCGCAUGCAGCUGCUGCAGCUGUUGGCUGUAGCAGCUCGGGCCAGGCGCAGCAGGCCGUGCAGCCGCAGGCGCAGGGGCAGCCAGUGCUUGGUCUGGUGCUGUGCAGUGGCGGCGCCAUAGCGGAGGGCUUCCUGGCGACGGUAGCACAGGAUGCGUCCACCAUCGUGCAGAUAUGUGACGAAGCCCUGCGCGCGGCGCUGUCACUGCCGCCACCAGCUAGCGUGGCGGGCACUGCUGCAGCCGCCGCCGCCGCCGCCGGUGCUACAGCCCCCGGUGUCACAGCUGCUACCUGCUGGCAGGACCUACUCCUCCACGACGGCCACUGCGGCUGCCACAGCCGCACCGCGGCUGCGGCUACUGCGGCUGCGGGUGCUACUGCCAUUCAAGACAUUGUGAAUGCUGACGUUGAGGCGGCUGCGCAGCAGCAGCAGGAGCGCAGGAGGAUGCAAACGGAGCAAGAGGAGCAGGAGGAGGAGCGGAAUGCCAGGAUGCACGCGCGGGAGCAGCAGCGGGUUUGCACGCUGUUGGGCAUGAUGAAUGCAGAUGCGGGUGGGGGUGCCAGCCCGGACACCGUUGGGCUCGUGCACGACACGCCACUCGACACGGCACGCGUGGCCGCUGUACGGCAACAGUCGUACGGGGGCGCAUACGGCCGUGGCAGUGGCCUAGUGGCCGUCGCCGCCGCCGCGCGGGCUGCUACAGCCGACGGCUUUGUGCCAGACAGUGUCGGCGGCGGCGGCGGCAACGGCGCCGACUGUAGCGGCGGCGGCCCUGGAGUCUCUACAGUCAGCGGCGCCAUCGGCAGCUUCUCUAACCGCCGCCAACCGCUGUGCAUGACGCGGCCGCCAGGUGGCGGUUUUGGUGGCGGUUUUGGCACCGGCGGCGGCGGCAGUGGCGGCGGCGGCAGGAGCAGUGACCUGCCAGCUGCUGCUGGUGCCGCCGCCGGCGGGCGCUCCGCGUCGGCUGCUGUGGGUUGGCGCAGUCCGCAGCCCUUGAGCGCGGGCCCGAUCCGCACCGCCACAAACUGCUACGUGAGGGGUGGCUGCGGCACUGGCGGCGGCGGUGGCCACGGCACCGUCAGCAUCGGCGGCGGCGACGUUGCUUUAAUUGGCAACCAUUCUCCCAUGACCGCUUAUUUCACCAGCGGCAAUCUAAUACGGACGCUUGGCGGCGGCGGCAGUGCUACUGCCAUGGGCGGCGUCGGACCAGCUACAGCCACGGCGCACACCAGCCUGGCAGCCUGCAUGACCCCAUCGCACCCCAUCUCGCCCAUGCAAGUCAUGAUCCAGACCAUCACCAGCAGCAUCACACAGACCUUGAGCGCCAUGGAGCGCGCCGACAGCUGCACGCCGGAGCGGCAGUGCGAGGAGCUGUCGUCCCUGACGCUGGGCGAGCCGCUGGGGUGGGGCGGGCAAGGCGUGGUGUUCCGCGGCACACUGCACGCGCUGGAGGUGGCGGUCAAGGUCUGUGCCUACACCGACGCCUACUCCACACCCACACCCACGCCGCCGCCGCCCCCGGCACCCUGGCUGCCCGCCACUGGCAGCGGCGGCGUCCCGAGCAGCGCCAACACAACCAUCAGCGCCGCCAACACCGCCAGCGCCACCCCUGCCUACACCCACCAUCACAACGUGAGCGGACUUGGACUUGCCCCUUUGGGAUCCGUGGGGUCAGGCGGCCUGCUGGCAAUUCCGGCUGCCGGCGGCCUGACCCGUGCGUCAGGUGUGUCAGCGGGCACGGUAGGAUACGGCGGCGCCAGCCCGCCGCCGCCGCCGCCGCCGCCACACCUUCCAGGCGCCCACCACAGUUUCAACAGCUACAGCAGCACGCCCAUUCGGCACAACGGCAGGACCCCGGGUGGCGGCGGCGGCAGUUGGGCUACUGCCGGCGGCGGCGGCAGCGACGCAGGCACCAGCGGCGGCAGUAGCAACGGCGGCGGCACCAUGGCUGCCACGGUCGCAGCUGCUACAGCUGCUGGUGCCGCUGCUGCUUCUGCCACAACCCCCACAAGCAGCUCUCGCACGGGCUUUCGUGCUGCCGCCAGCGCAAGCCGCCGCGGCGGCGGUGCUACUGCCGCGGCGGGACCGGGGGGUCUUGCGGAGGGCGCGAUGGGUUACGGCAGUAGCAGCACUACGAACAGCAGCAGGAUGCGCGCCACACGCUUUGCGUCGGAGCCCCCGGCGCCGCUUGCUGCAGCCAACAUGCCGACAGGAGGUCCUGCUACUGCCGCCGCUGCGGCUGCUACUGCUGCUACAGCUGGUAGCGGAGCAGCGGGUGUGUCGCCAUCCGCCAGCCCGCAGCCGUACCGCGUCCGGGGCGUCAGCGUCGAUUCGGCGGCUGCAACAGCUGCAGCCACACAUGCCGCCACUAGCUGCGGUCUGGCGGCGCAGGCAGCAGCUGCUGCAGCCUUCGGCGCGGCGUCAAUAGACGGCGGCGCCGCCGCCGGCAGUAGCAGCAAUGCUACUGUGUUUGCGGGUUCCUUUGCCGGCACACCGGGUGGCACGACUGCUGCGACUGCUGCUACGGCCGCUGGCCUGCAGAGCGGUCCCUGCAGCAACUCUGUGAAUAAUGGGUGUGCUGGCGGCGGCGGCGGCGGCGGCGGAGCUCCGGCUGGGAGCUGCGUGCUGCAGAUUGAGGAUUGGUCUCGCAUGGUCGCGGCUUUGGGUGUGGGUGCUGCCGCCAAGCACGACAUGAACAAGGUGUCCAUGCUCCGCAACGCCGCCGAGCUGGCCGUGUGUUCGGCGCUGCCUUGCCACCCACACCUGGUGCAGCUCUUCGGCUACCACACAGAGGUCCAGCUCGUCAUGACCCAACCGCCGCCACCGCCGCCCCAUGCUACUGCCAAUGCGCCUGCUGCCUCCGAGGCUGCUGCUACUGCUAGCUAUGCGGCAUCCGCGGCGGCUGCAGCAGAAGCCGAAAGGCCGCUGGCGCUGGUGCCGAGCAGCCUGGUACCGCACCUGGGGCUGCCCGUGGUGCAGCUACAGCCGCAGCAGCAGCACUUGCAGCAGCAGCUGCAGAUGCAACUGCUACAGCCGGCGGUGUACGCGGCGCUACAGCCGCAGCAGCAGCACGUGGCUCUAGUGAUGGAUUACUGCGACGGUGGUGACCUGAGGACGGCAGCAGAGGCGGGCCGGCUGUUGCGUGCCCCCGAGCCGUGGGAGGAGGAGGCGGCGGCGGUCGCGGGCGGCGGCGGCGUGUGGGGCGGGCGCGUUCUCGACAUGCGGGCCAUCUACACGACGCUGCUGGAGGUGGUCCUGGCGCUGCGGCACCUGCACCGCCACGGCCUGGCGCACUGCGACGUCAAGCCGAGCAACAUCUUGCUACGCAGCAGCCCACGCGACCCCCGCGGCUGGACCGCCAAGCUGUCCGACUUCGGCUGCGUGCGCCUGCUGUCACAACCCCCGCAGCAGCACCAACAGGGGCAGUACGGAGCAGGGGCAGGCGCGCUCGGCGGUGGCAGCGGCCGCUGCAGCCGCACGUGCAGCAGCCGCAGCGGCGGCACAUGGCCGGGCGGCGGCAGCGGCGGCUUGCCGAGUAACGGGAACAUGACGAGUCCGUCUGCCGCUGCUGCGGGUGCUACUGCGGCGGUGGCUGCAAAUGCCACGGCGGAUGAAGUUCCUCUGUCGCCCGCUUCUGCCGCCCACGUUGGCGGCUACUCCGGUCCUCUCAGCGGCUCCGUCGCUGCCCCUGCCCCUGGGUUUCGCGCCCUGAACCAGCCCGUGGGGAGCUUCACACAUGCCGCACCGGAGGUGUUUGUUCGCGGCGCCUGGCUUGACGCGUCCGUGGAUGUCUACGCGUUGGGCAUUGUCAUGUGGGAGCUGGCAUGCCUGGCGCCCGUGUAUCCGGGUCUGUCGCCGCCCGAGGUCGGGCGACUGGUGCUCUCCGGCGUCAGGCCCGUGUUUGGGCCGCACGUGCCCCACGAGUACAGCGCGCUGGCCUCUGCCUGCUGGGCGCACGACCCCGCCCGCCGACCCACCUCCGCCGCCCUGGUGCAGCGGCUGCAGCAGCUGCUGCGCGCGCAGCAGGACACCGCGGCGGCAGUAGCAGCUGCCGCUGCUACAGCCUCCGCGGCUGCAGCUGCGGCUGCAGCUGCUACUGCCAGACCGUGGCCGCACCCAGCCCAAAAUCAGCAGCAGCAGCAGCAGUGGCCGUUGUCAAUGCGCCGAACCACCAUCACCUCCAUCCCGAGCGUCACCAGUGGAUUUGGAUUGGGAUCUGGGUUAACUGCAGGACUCGGCGGGUCUGCUGCUUCCAUCGCUGGGUCCGACAUGGGGCAACUGACGCCUCUGGGACCCGCGCCCAUCACCGCUGCCGCCCUGGUGACGGCGGCCACGGCCCACGUCUCACCGCCUGGCGUGAGCUCGCCCGCACCCGCGCGCGCGCCAGGUGCAGCAGCGGCAGCAGGCGUGGAGCCGGCGGGCAUGCCGCCGGGCGCAGCGGGGGCUGCGGCGGUCGCGGCGGCGUUUGCCGCUGCCGAGCAGGCGCAUCGAGCGUCACAGUCGCAGCUGCUUCAGCGGCAGCCGCGGUCGCAGUCGCCAUCACCGCCGCCGCCGCUGCCGCCCCUUCAUCAGCGGCCGCAACAGCAGCAGCAAUUGGUGGCGGCGCCGUAUCAACGGCCGUACCAACCGCCAUACCCUGCCACUGCUCCCAACGCCCAACCAAGCAAUGCCAACGGCGACGAUACCACAUCUUCAUUACUACCAGUACCGUCGCUGCCGCCGGCGUUGGCUGACGUCAUCUCGGACGUCGCGGGCGCAGGUGCGGACGGCGGCGCUUACGGCGGUUACGGUGGCGGUUACGGCGGUUACGACUGUACGGAAUCGCUGAUGCUGGGUGGCAUCGAUGUGAGCCCUCGAGGCGGCGGCGGCGGUGGCAGCGUGGCGGUUGUGCCUGAGGAUGAGCCACUGCUGAUGAUGCUGUUGGGUGGCAGUGGCGGCCGCGGCGGCGGUAGUGGUGGCAUGCACGCAGGAUACGCAGGGGCAGUGGCGGCGGCGGCGGCCGCAUCGGCAUUCGGCGCAGUGGGUGUCGCGGCGGCGGAGUCUGAUGGACGGCGGCGGCUGACCAGUGGAUAAAACGCCGCGCUUGGGCCCGCCGGCGGCCGGAGUUGCUGAGUUGCAAGCAAUGGUUGUCUGCUGCGUGCUAGCUAGUCAAGGGUUGCUAGAUAGCAGCUAGCUUGAUUGUGGUUUACGCGUUUACUGAAUGAGAGGUUCGCUUUCAUCAUGUCCCGCCGGUUGGUUGGCUGGUACGUCAGUAGUUCUUUGCUCUCGCGCAUGGGGGAGCAUUGCGUUGAUAUAAUGUAUGCCUGGCAUCCCAAUUGCACGCACUGUCAUGCAUGCAGACAAUACUACGGUAGUGAUAAUUGUAGCUCUUUAUCGUUGCGUGCUUUCGUGCAGAACCAACAGUUGCAGGGCGGUCACUAGUCAUGUAUGUUCCUUGGUCGAUGCGCCGCUAACUUUUUGAGGCUUUGAUAAAAUUAUAUGUGCCAAGGAAAGUCUGGCAACAGUAAUUUGGCGUGUAUGUGCUAGCUCUCAGCUGUCAUGCAAGGUGCUCAGAUUGUUGCGAACGCUCAACAGUCGUUAGGGACGACCGGGUGGUUGUGUGGUCUAGAGGUGGGCUGCCAUGGGCAAAUCUCAACAAUGCAUGCAACUGUGCAUGGGCGCAAGCAGCCGCGCCGCGAAUUGCACUGAAUUUGAACUUGAUCUGAAGCAGCUCCAAACCUGUUGCCCAGUCACCCAGAAGCUUUGAACAUAGUUCCCUUGGUUGAGACAAUUCCUUUCUG
This is a messenger RNA of Chlamydomonas reinhardtii, 8121 nucleotides long. RefSeq lists its product as uncharacterized. NCBI's taxonomy places the organism in Eukaryota, Viridiplantae, Chlorophyta, Chlorophyceae, Chlamydomonadales, Chlamydomonadaceae. The record is from RefSeq and is a predicted model, not a curated record. Gene Ontology annotation, molecular function: ATP binding; protein kinase activity. Bases 128 to 7414 code for a protein of 2428 amino acids. Gene Ontology annotation, biological process: protein phosphorylation. The transcript is spliced from 16 exons.